This is a messenger RNA of Staurois parvus, 338 nucleotides long. The record is from the annotation of a GenBank genome assembly. NCBI's taxonomy places the organism in Eukaryota, Metazoa, Chordata, Amphibia, Anura, Ranidae.
AGGAUGAGGAUGAAGAAGAAGAGGAUGAGGAAGAAGAAGAGGAUGAGGAUGAAGAAGAAGAGGAUGAGGAUGAAGAAGAAGAAGAUGAUGAGGCCUCCCAAGCGUGAAGAAGAAGAUGAGAUGAAGAAGAAGAAGAAGAAGAAGAGGAUGAGGAAGAAGAAGAAGAAGAAGAAGAGGAUGGAAGGAUGAAGAAGAAGAAGAGGAUGAGGAUGAAGAAGAAGAAGAAGAAGAGGAUGAUGAAGAAGAGGAUGAGGAUGAUGAUGAAGAAGAAGAAGAAAAGAGGAGGAGGAUGAUGAAGAAGAAGAAGAGGAUGAGGAUGAAGAAGAAGAGAAUGAGGA